Messenger RNA from Microdochium trichocladiopsis, 2097 nucleotides. RefSeq names its product fungal-specific transcription factor domain-containing protein. The coding region runs from base 1 to 2097 and encodes 698 amino acids. Gene Ontology annotation, biological process: DNA-templated transcription; positive regulation of transcription from RNA polymerase II promoter by galactose. Gene Ontology annotation, molecular function: DNA-binding transcription factor activity, RNA polymerase II-specific; RNA polymerase II cis-regulatory region sequence-specific DNA binding; zinc ion binding. The transcript has 9 exons. Gene Ontology annotation, cellular component: nucleus. Lineage: Eukaryota; Fungi; Ascomycota; Sordariomycetes; Xylariales; Microdochiaceae. The record is from RefSeq and is a predicted model, not a curated record.
AUGUCUGACACCUCUCCUUCCGCUGGCCCCGUUUCCAAGAGGAAGCGCACUGCCCUGGCCUGCAACGUCUGCCGCUCUCGCAAGUCCCGUUGCAACGGCGCCCGACCCCAGUGUUCCAUGUGCAGCGCGGCCGGGUUCGAGUGCAUCUACGAGACCUCUGACUCGGCUACAAACAUCAUCGUCCAGAAAGAAUAUGUAGUCGGUCUCUCUGAUCGUGUACAGGCCCUCGAGGCUGCGAUAGCAAAGCACAACAAAGCGAUCCAGGACCACGAGACAAGGCUUCAAUCUGUCGAGCCUCGUGGUCAAAGGACCCGCACCUUUGACGAUGAUCAUCCCGGGCCUGCAGAACUCGGCCAGACCCCUGUGUCGAUAGCGAGCGCUGACAACCAGGAGGCUCCAUCCGAGGAGCGUGUAACCGACGGCAUGGUCAUCUCUUUUGUGAGCGAGGCAGACACCGGCCACUUUGGGCCCUCCUCGAACAUCGCUCUCCUCGGCCACAUCUCGCAAGCAGUGUCGUCUUUGGCCAACUCUCACGACAUCCCUUCUUCUGGCGUCAUGGAAAACUGGGCUCGUAUCGACAGCGGCAUCAUCAACACAACGCGCCGCGCUUCGCCUGAGAAUAGCACCGCUGAUAAUGGCCUUCGGAUACACCAUGGAAAUCCCUCGCCAUACGUUCUUCCCUCUGAGGCUGUUACCCGAGAGCUCAUGAGACAAUACUUCUCAAACACAGGUUUGCUCUACCCAUACAUUCAUGAACCUACGUUUGUCAAGGAGUACGACGACCUUGUUGCCAAUGGGUUCAAGAAAGCCCGCCGGCCAUGGCUGGCCCUCCUGCACAUGAUUCUCGCCAUGUCCUCGAGCACGCUCGUAGUGGACACAAAGGAGGAGCGCCAGCAACGAAAUGCCGAGUCGUUGCUGUUCUACAAGCGAGCUGCGAGACUCUGCGACAGCCAGGAAACGCGAGGGACAAGUCUUGAGACCGUUCAAUAUCUUCUCCUCGCGUGCCAUUACCUGCAGGGCACGCAAAGCUCUGUGCAGACAUGGUCCACACACGGGUUGGCAGUCAAGGCCGCUUUAUCUCUUGGCCUGCACUCCAUCAACGCGUCAAAAGACUUUUCACGACACAACCAGGAGUUGCGAAAGAGGGCAUGGUACGGUUGCGUUGUUCUGGAUCGAAUGCUGAGCCUGACGUUUGGGCGUCCCGCAAUAAUCCCUCGCCAUUUCAUACGACUGCCUCUGCCCGAGGACUUUGCCGGUCUUGACACGAAUAAUGGUCCGACCAGCGCACUUCUUCUUUCUGCCCAGUUCUUUGGUGGUACAAUGGCGACCGUCAUGCUAACGCAGACCUCUAGCACACUUAUGAACGUGCUUCACGAAGUGAUCGCUGACCUCUACGGCGAUAACCUGGGCUGCGACCCUCCCCUGGAGGAAGGCGAGAUGCUCACCCGGGUGUUCCGCCUCGACCGUGCACUGGGCCAGUGGGAGCUCGAUCUCCCGCCGGGUCUGUCGCUGCUGCAGCCUGGGGACCUGACGCAGCUCGACCCCUCAGAUACUGUACACCUCCGAUUCCGCACCAUCCUGACGCUGCGGAAGCUGAACCUCGAGACUCUGAUACACCGCCCUGCGCUCGUGCAGACGGUGGACACGCUGAGGAGGAGCCCCGGCUCGAAUAUCGGGGCUCCCAAGUCGCUGCAGAGCAUGCGCCAGAGCUCGAUAAACUCAUGCGUCACAGCGGCCGAAAGCAUCAUCUCCAUCAUCCACCAGACGACGACGGGCGAUGGGCCUAGAAAGCGUUUACUUGGAGCAUGGUGGUUCAGUCUCUACUAUGUAUUCAACGCGUCCCUGAUUCUGUUUACGAACCUGUUGAUGGCUAUGCAAGGGGGCCAGGUGGACAGGUCAGCAGCCCUCCAGCGCUGCGACGAGUAUCUUCUCAUGGCGGUAGAAGCUCUCCGAAACCUCGACGCGGGCAACAUGGUAAUCAAGAUCUGCAACCAUCGCUUAUCCCAGCUGCGUCAGCUCUUGCUGUCGUGGAGUAAGUCAACCCCCUUCCACCCCGCGCCGCUUUUGGCAAACGCGAGAUUGUAUUGUAGACGCUGA